UCACCAUCAUCAUUGCAUUUCUUUUUCUUUUUCCUCCAUCACCCUUUCCUAGUUCGCUCGUGCACAUCUCCGACGAUCCCAAGUCUAGAAUCAUCACUUCUUCCAAUCUUUUCAACAUCUCUUUAAAAAUAAUCUUACAAAAAAAACGAUACAGAAGAGAACAAAAACAAGAGAAUCCUUCUUUCUUUUAAGUACAAGCAACAUAAUAAAUCAUCACCUUUCGUCCAUGGCAACUUCCGGCAACGGUACAACGACAGGGACAGGUUCACCAUGCGGCGCGUGCAAGUUCCUGAGGCGUAAGUGUGCUUCGGAUUGUAUAUUCGCACCUUACUUCUCAUCGGAGCAAGGAGCAGCAAGAUUCGCAGCUAUUCACAAGGUGUUUGGAGCUAGCAACGUCUCUAAGCUCUUGCUCAAUGUCCCAAUCCAUGAUCGAUGUGAAGCUGUGGUUACCAUCGCCUACGAAGCUCAGGCUCGUCUUCAUGAUCCUGUAUAUGGAUGUGUCUCUCACAUCUUCGCUCUCCAACAACAGGUGGCUUACCUGCAAGCACAAGUCAUGCAAAUGAAGGCACAGAUCGCCGGCCACCAGAUGUCAGCCGCCGGAGAUCUAAGAAACAGCUCGGAAAGUACUCAUCAACAAUACAUGACGUGGCAACAAACUACUGGCUCUCCUAUCGGCAAUGCAUACUCAACAGCAUAUAACCAUCAUCAUCAACCUUACUACGGUCACGUAAACCCUAAUAAUCCGGUCUCGCCACAGAACUCGCUAGAAGAAACUUUCAGCAACACGAGCAGUGACGUCACUACUACAGCUAACGUGCGAGAGACUCAGCAAACUGGAGGUGGCGUAUAUGGUCAGGGUGGGUUAGGGUUUCACGAAGGAUAUCCUAACAAAAAAAGAUCAGUGAGUUAUUGUAAUAGUGAUUUAGGUGAGCUUCAGGCUUUGGCUCUUAGAAUGAUGAAGAAUUAAGAUAAGUUGCUAACUUAUGUAGACAGACGUACGGCGAAGAAAUGAGAUGUUUUUUCCUUUGACAAGAAACAAAAAGAUAAUGAAACAUUGGAUG
Messenger RNA from Brassica oleracea var. oleracea, 1061 nucleotides. Its product is annotated as LOB domain-containing protein 16. Gene Ontology annotation, biological process: positive regulation of DNA-templated transcription; hormone-mediated signaling pathway. The transcript is spliced from 2 exons. Lineage: Eukaryota; Viridiplantae; Streptophyta; Magnoliopsida; Brassicales; Brassicaceae. Gene Ontology annotation, cellular component: nucleus. The record is from RefSeq and is a predicted model, not a curated record. The coding region runs from base 227 to 967 and encodes 246 amino acids.